GAGACGGCUCUGUCCGACUGCAUCUCUCUCUGUCUUUCUCACAUUUUCUUUUCGAUGAUUUUCUCGGGAAAAUUCGAAUAGAAAGUGCGCAAACUAGCAGAGGAAACGUUACGAUCGUCAUCAAACAUCUUCGUCCUCACGAUAUAUCUCUUUCCUUUUCCACGCACCGUCUGAAUUGGCAUUAGGACUCCUGCAUCUUUUCUCAGCUGCAUCCGCGUUGUCUCCGCCGAAUUCCAGGCAAUCUCUGAUUCUCCUUUCUCUUUUUGUCCACUAAAAAGGUUAUUCCAAAAGCUUCUCUUUUAGUGCGCCCUAUCGUACUUUUUCCCUCCAUAUCCACGCAUGAGGUCCUGCGAGUACGUUUAAGUCAAAGUGCCAUUGGAUUUAUCGUUUGUUUGGAAUUCGAAGAGAGGCAGGGAUCUGAAAGAUGGACAAGAAGAAAUAUCCGAUCGGACCGGAGCAUUACACGCUUUACGAGGCGGUAGGGCAAGGUGUCAGUGCUUCGGUUCAUCGUGCUUUGUGCAUACCGUUCAAUGAAAUCGUCGCAGUCAAGAUUCUUGAUUUUGAACGCGAUAACUGUGAUCUGAACAACAUUUCUCGUGAAGCACAGACGAUGAUGCUGAUUGACCAUCCCAAUCUGCUGAAAUCACAUUGCUCCUUUGUUAGUGAUCACAACUUAUGGGUUGUCAUGCCAUACAUGUCUGGUGGUUCUUGUCUUCAUAUACUAAAAGCCGCGUAUCAAGAUGGUUUAGAGGAGGCUGUUAUAGCUACAGUAUUGCGCGAAGCCUUGAAGGGCUUAGAGUAUCUUCAUCAACAUGGCCUCAUACAUCGGGAUGUGAAAGCUGGUAAUAUUCUGAUCGGUGCUCGAGGUGGAAUCAAAUUAGGAGACUUUGGUGUAUCUGCCUGCCUCUUUGACUCAGGUGAUAGGCAACGGACAAGGAAUACAUUCGUGGGAACACCUUGCUGGAUGGCUCCAGAGGUUAUGGAGCAGUUACAUGGUUAUGACUUCAAGGCUGAUAUCUGGUCUUUUGGUAUAACCGCUUUAGAGCUUGCUCAUGGUCAUGCUCCUUUUUCCAAGUAUCCACCAAUGAAGGUUCUGCUUAUGACCUUGCAAAGUGCACCGCCUGGGCUGGAUUAUGAAAGAGAUAGAAAGUUUUCUAGGUCUUUCAAGCAGAUGAUUGCCAGCUGUCUGGUUAAAGAUCCUACCAAACGACCCACUGCUAAGAAGCUGUUAAAGCAUUCCUUUUUCAAACAAGCAAGGUCUAGCGAUUACAUUGCGCGGAAAGUUCUGGAGGGGUUGCCAGAUCUUGUUGAUCGCGUGCAGGCUAUAAAGAGAAAGGAAGAAGAUAUGCUCGCACAAAAGAAAAUGCCAGAUGGGGAGAAGGAGGAAUUGUCACAGAAUGAAUAUAAAAGAGGUAUUAGUGGGUGGAAUUUCAAUCUUGAAGAUAUGAAAGCCCAGGCAUCACUGAUCCAGGACUUUGACGAUUGCUUAGCUGAGAACAGUAGCUCAAGUUAUUUUCCGGCACUAGAUUCACUGGAUGUGCAAUCAGAGACCCAGGAAGAUCAUGAAUAUGUCGCAAAUAGACCUCUUCAACACCUGAUUGACCGAAAUCUAAGUAUGACGAGGGUCCGAUCAGAUAAAUCUGAUGAUGAUUCAAGCCUUGCCAGCCCCAGUUAUGAUAACUACGUCUUUUCUUCUCCUCGUCUUGACGAUCAAUCUGUAAACAAUACAAAUGGUGGGAGCUUGCACGCAAUCUCUGAGAAGUCUUCAAAUUCUGCAUCAAUUCCCUCCAAUUUGGGAACAGUGGUUUUAGCAGGCAGUGCAGUUUCACCAGAUAGCAAUUCUGCUCCCAUUAAAGAAGAAAAAGAUAAAGCACGAGACCAGAUCCAGAAUGUCCCAACCAGCAAUGCAGUAGUCUCUACGCUUGAAGGAGAUGGAAUGCUUACAGAGCUGCCUGUGAAAGCAUCUAACUCAUCAGGAGUGCCCAUUGAUGAAUCUGACGGCAAAUCAAAGCCACCAGUUGUGCAGCUACGAGGACGUUUCAAAGUAACUUCAGAAAAUCUUGAAAUAGACAAGGCGGUUCCCUCUCCGAUUCUACAAAAGAGUCACAGCAUGCAGGUGCUCUGCCAACAUCCCUCGCCUGGUUCAGGGUCUGAUGCCGCAUCACCGAAUCUUGCAACCUCAUACGUGUACCAGUUGGUUUAUCCUAUUCUGCAGACAAAUAUUUUGGAAAGGGAUAACAUCCUGCAUAUGAUGAAGGUACUCGCCACUAGAGAAUCUACAGAUGGUCGUCCAAUCGACUCAGGAAGUAUACAACAACCAAGCCUACCUCCUACAGAGAAAUCAUUUCUCGAAGCAGCAAACGAGAGGGAGAAAGAGUUGCUCAACGAAAUCACCGACCUUCAAUGGAGACUAGUCUGCGUCCAGGAGGAACUUCAGAAAUACAAAACGGAACACGCCCAAGUCUGAUUUCUGUCGUGUCGGGUUACAAAGCCGGCGAAAGAGGGCACGGUUCCGACCACCUUAAAACCUGUCUGUGAGAACCGGAGAGAACAACAGCUGAGGCUUUGUGAGUCCAGGUACCUGGAUACAAAAAUAAAAGUUGGGUAAAAUUUCAUUUACCAAUUUUAUUCUAUCAUAUUAUAGUGGUUUAUUUCGGCAAUUACUGUAUAAUGUUUCCGUUGUUAUUGUUUUUUUUUACGCUGGAGUGACACAAUAUACAUGAAGGGGCUAGGAAAAAAAUGGUUUAUUCUUUAGGAAAUGAUGAGAUUUUUCGAAUGCGUGGUGCAUCUUCAGCAUACUCAAAGUUGUCUUUGAUAUAAAAAUAAGGUACAUACAAAUGAUAAA
This is a messenger RNA of Tarenaya hassleriana, 2845 nucleotides long. Its product is annotated as serine/threonine-protein kinase BLUS1-like. Gene Ontology annotation, molecular function: protein kinase activity; ATP binding; protein serine/threonine kinase activator activity. Lineage: Eukaryota; Viridiplantae; Streptophyta; Magnoliopsida; Brassicales; Cleomaceae. The transcript is spliced from 23 exons. The record is from RefSeq and is a predicted model, not a curated record. Bases 425 to 2467 code for a protein of 680 amino acids. Gene Ontology annotation, biological process: protein phosphorylation.